Messenger RNA from Necator americanus (New World hookworm), 711 nucleotides. RefSeq lists its product as uncharacterized. The transcript has a single exon. Bases 1 to 711 code for a protein of 236 amino acids. Lineage: Eukaryota; Metazoa; Nematoda; Chromadorea; Rhabditida; Ancylostomatidae. The record is from RefSeq and is a predicted model, not a curated record. Gene Ontology annotation, cellular component: nucleus. Gene Ontology annotation, biological process: chromatin remodeling.
AUGGCGAAAGCUUCCCAUACAUUGCAAAAAGGUGCUGUCGUCCAGCACACCGCCAAAGCCCAUAACCUGAAAGGUCAACUGCCUGAAGGGAGCAUGGAAUCUUUGGCAACAACCAUUCGUUUCGUCACGCUGAACUGUCGAACACUAUCGAGUGAACUCCAACAAGCCGCUCUAUCCAGACUUCAGCGAUAUCUCUGUGUGCGUUUUGUUGCACUGCAGGAAACACGCAUGAGAGAUCGGCCCGUAAUCAGCAUCGAAAAUUACACCAUAUACUGCGGCGAUGCUGAUGAGAACAAAGUAGGUGGCUGCGCGAUAGCUGUGAGGAAUGAUUACAAGAACCUGGUGGAGGAAUUUGGCUCAACGUCGUCUAGAUGCGCCUUUUUACGACUGCGGGAUCGCGGAGGACGUAAACUCUGGAUCGUAAGUGCUCACGCACCUACGGAAACCGCUGAGGACAACAGUAAGGAUGCCUUCUAUGAUGAACUCAAUGCGUUGAUGUCUAAAAUACCAAGCCAGCAGGUGGUCAUUGUCGGAAUCGACGCAAAUGCGAAGAUGGGACUCGAACAGCAAUCCGAUGUGCUAGGAAAAUGGUACUAUGCAGCGGAGCGCACGUCGGACAACGGUGACCGUCUGGUCGACUUGUGCGAACAGACGGGCCUCAUCAUCGCUUCCACGUUUAAGAGGAAUCAUCGACGCCAUCAGCUCACGUGA